This is a messenger RNA of Sus scrofa (pig), 5905 nucleotides long. The record is from RefSeq and is a predicted model, not a curated record. NCBI's taxonomy places the organism in Eukaryota, Metazoa, Chordata, Mammalia, Artiodactyla, Suidae.
AUGUCCCGGGGUUCUGCCACCCUGAUCACUUCCAAAGGUUUCCCAAGCUGCCACCUGAGUUGCCCCGGGAGCUCUGCGCGCCCACCCGACCUCCCCAUCGCGCUGCUGGCCCGCUGCUCCUGUGCCUGGGUGGGACGCGAGGUGGCUCAGCCGCAGGACCUCGGCCUCUGGGAGAUACACCUGCGCUUCCUUCCCCACCCUUCUCCUCCGCCCUUUUCGCUGCGGUUUCCCGCUUGCCUUUGGGAGCUCGGGAGCGGCAGCUGGAGGAGGAGCAGGGGAGGAGGGAGAGGGCGAGGAGGAGUAGGGGCGGGGUGGGUGGGGAGAGAGCCAGGAGGGUGUGGACUGGCAGCCACUCUGCAGCUGGUCGCCGGAGACCCGGGCCCUCCCGCGCGCUGGAGUGAUGGAGGGGAAGAGAUUCGCUUAGACACACACACGCGCACACAGCUGGGCACGUCUCCGGGAGGCAGCCGCCGGGGGCCGGGCGGCGGCCGUGACAGCACCAGCCGCAGGGACUCGGGCGCCCACACAGCUUGGCCCCUGCGGCUCCAAAGACCGGGAAGGCAAGAUCCCAGCCUCACUGACAGUUGCUCUUUUGGGCAGAUCAGGAGGAAGCAGGCUGCCCAGGGUGCUGUCACCGAGGACCCAGGAGGCUCUCCGUUCGGCGCUCAGAGUCCGGGGCCGCGCCGGUGCCCGCCGGACUCCGGUUCCGGCGGUCGCCCCUACCUUGCCCGCGCCGCGGGAGCGCGCUCUGCCGUACCUGGCUCCAGCCUCCUGGGGAAGUGCAGGAAACGAGCCCUAAACUCCACUACUUCUCGCCGGCCUCCUCCCCCUCGAGGCUCCCCGCCCUGGACCUCGCCGCCGCCGCCGCCGCCUGCGCCUAAGGCCCGCCCGCCUCUUACUCUCACACGCGCACGCACAGCUCCGCUAGCUCGCUCCCAUCCACGCAGACUCGCUCUCCGCCGAGCCCAAGCCCGGGCGUCCGAAACUACUGGCCCAACUGCCAACGGGACUGCAGGAGACGCCCCGGGGCCCGGUGCGACCUGCCGGGGGCCCCCGCGCCCUGGGCUCCCGCCUGCGCCACUGUCGCCGCCGGGGACGUUGGGAAGGAAGCUCCCAGCCUCCAGUGGAUGCUUCUACCUGUCACUGCCAGGUGCACAGCGAGCAAACCUCCUCCACAACCCUGGAAGCACCUCCUCUUGCUGGACUCCGCUCUCUGGCUUCCCGCCUGGAGGACUUGAGGGCGCCCACCCAAGGGAGCCGCUGUUCACAUCCUGGUUGCCCCAGUACUCACCCGGUUGGAGGACUCUACCCCAAAGGGACCUGGGCUGUCAGAGCAGCAUCUAUGGGGACGUUGCUGAUCUUGGCAUAGGAGAAAGACGUCAGUGUGGAAGACAGGAUAGCCAUAAAGCUACCCUCUGCAACUGACAGAAGUCACUUGUGUUCAUUCUAUUAACCAUGUCAAUUCCUAUGGCCAAGUCUGAUGUCAGUGAGGCAAGAAAAUAGUCUUCUCUCAGAGAGGCAGUGAAUAUUUGGAAUAGCUUAACACUGUCUAUGAAAUUACAUAUGAAAUCUCAUCAUAUCUCAACACUAUGGUCUAUGAGUCUUUUUAGUGGGUAAUUCAAACCUUCAGAGAGAUUAGAAAGGAUAGGUGGCAAGAAGAAGGGAACUAAGCUGCAAGGGCUAUUUGAGCGGCUUCUAUAAGAAUGACCUCCAGGAUUUUUGUCCUUUCACAAAUAGGUUUCUUCUCAUUUAUUGCUUUUGCUAAAAUGAAUUUUAGGCAUUAUCAAAAGGGAAUUUAUACAUGGUACUAUUGCCUUUUUGAAUUUAGAAUAUAUAUUUAGAAUUUGGAAUCGCUUUCUCUGGUGUCAGUUCUGCAGCUGAUUUUUUUAAUGUGUUAUGUGAGCAAAUGUAGAUUGUAACUAUAAACACAGUGCAAGGAAGAAGCAGACCCAUCUGUCUCUUUCAAACUUGAUUAGGGAAGGGUGUGCAGAUAAUAUUUUUAGUAUGGUCUUAAAAUUAAGGUUAAGUUGCUUUGAAGCAAGUUGACUACCAGAGAUUUAUUCAUUUUGAGGGUUAAGAUAAAACAAAUAGAAAAUAUAUACACAUUCCCAAAGACACAUUAUGUUGCUCCUUUAAAACCACAUUUAUUUUUUGAUUGCAUGGGAAAUAACAUUUGCAAGCAUAGAGAGCUUUCCUCCUCUGACUUUGGUGAUAGAAAUUUUGAAAUGGCAAACAAUUUUAUUACCUGUAGUUAAUACUAUUGGCAAGAAUUGAACAUGCUAGCAGGGAAAGUCUAUAUACUACCAUGCACUUAUAAAUGAAAAAAAAUUAUAAUACAGUAAUAGAAACAUCAUAGAUAAAAUUCAAUAAUGAAUGUAAGAAAAAAAGUGGUUUUUCCAGUUGUUCUAGAUCAAAUUUUAAUAGUUUAUCUGAAAGACUUCUCUAUCAAGUCACCAUCUUAUUAAAUUAAGUGACCCCCCCAAAAAAACAAAUACAAGACUAACUUUAUUUUUUCCUCUUCUUCCAUUACCAUGGGAAACAGAAAAAUGCCAAACAAUCAGAUAAAUAGUCAGAUGCUCGGUUUAUUGAGAAAAACACUGGGAAGGGCCAUUAGUGGCUCUGAUGAGGAAAAAUUUUAAAAGAAAAGAGAGCUGAGGAAAGGUUCAUUUGUACCGUAUAUUAGAUUCCAGAUAUAAGUGAUAUCAUAUGCUAUUUGUCUUUCUCUUUCUUACUUACUUCACUUAGUAUGAGAGGACUAGGAAUUUGACCUAGAUGCAAACUAUUGCCUUUGGAGUGGAUAAACAAUGAGAUCCUGCUGUAUAGCACUGGGAACUAUAUCUAGUCACCUAUGGUGGAGUAUAAUAAUGUGAGAGAAAGAAUGUAUAUAUGUAUGUGUGACUAGGUCACCUUGCUAUACAGUAGAAUAUUGACAGAACACUGUAAACCAGCUAUAAUGGAAAAAAAUAAAAAUAAUUUUUAAAAAAGAUUAGAGCACAUAAAUAUAACAUUUAAAAUACUGAAAAAAAGAGCGAAAAAAUCGAGGUGGCAGUGGAUUUAUGAAACAACAAAUAGUUUUUGAUGUAGAGAGAGCAAUAAAGCCAAAGGUUAGGAUAUUUCAGUUACUGCACAACAUAUUUUCCUUUUUAAUUCCCCCUCCCAUUCUCCUGGAUGGGAAUGGUGGGUUCCACGUGAGAAUAAAAAGAAGAGGCUAAUAGCAAGCAGUUGGCUAACUUGCCCAAAGUUUCAGUUAGAAUAUCAAUAGAGCCAAAGUUAAUUAAACCCAUUCAUCUAUUUUCUCUUUCAACAAAUAUUUAUUGAGUGUUUUCUAGGCACUGUUCUAAGUGAUGAGAAUACUACAAUGAAUAAGAGAAGAACCCUCCUGUCCUAUGGGGCUGAUAGUCAUGGUUUCCUGUUUUGUUUUGGGAAUGAUAUAUUUUUGGGGAAUUAAAUAUUAUAUGCCCCCCGAUACAUAAAGCAGAUAAAAAUAAAGCUGCUCUGUUUAAGGUGAGGAUAAGGAGCUGGAAAUUCUUCCCAAUCAACACUUCCCUUGCCUCCUUUUUCAUUUCACAGAUACCUACUUAGAAAGUCCCUACACCCUGAUCUUGCUAGCAGAACAGGAGAGACCAGUGUGGGAAAGGCAGGUGGGUCCAGAUGGUGAGGAAGUAUGAAAGAACAGGUUUAUGAUGUAAUUGAAUUAGUAUUGGAAUGAGGUUAUCAGAGACUGGUGAGCAGGAGAAAUUUGAAGGAAACAACAGAAGGCCAGAAAACCUCAUAGGACACUAUCUCAGUAGUCUGCCUGAACUAGUGGAGAGAGUAGUGGACACUGGGUAGAUUCAGAAGGAUUCAGAAGAUGUAAUGGGUCAGCAUUACAACUGAUAUCAUGCAUUAGAGAGACAUCCUAUGUUUGAGGGCAGAAUAUGAGUUUGGAAUCAGAGAAUCCAGGUACAUAGCCUGGCCUUCGUGCUUACUUUGUAACUUUGGUCAAAUUCCUAAUUCGGCCUGAGCCUCGGUCUCCUCAUCUGAAGAAUGGGUAUAAUAAAACCUAUUUGGGAGAAUUAAAGACAAGGCAUGUGAAGUCCCAAGAAUAAUGCAGUCAUCUACAAAGUACCAUCCCAUCACCACCAGUUGUUCUAAGAUUUUCUAGGGAAUGUCUCAUGAAUACUCAAGAAAAAGUUCUAUUAUUUUUUAUUAUUAUCAGUACCACCAUUUCUUCCUCUCUAGUAAGAGUAGAUGCAGUGAAGAACUGAUUAAAGUUGGUGUACCAUCUAUUAUUAGGAAAAACAGUGAGAGAGAUAGAAUCUAAAUCUGAUUUGGCUAAUGGUAGAGCCAUGGCAAAAAUAAUCAGGGACUUACAGACAUACUUACGUAUAUGAAAGAAUUGAAGUAUGUUUAUUGCAGUUUUGUUUGAGGUGGCAAAGACUGGGAAAAACUUAAAUGUCCAUCAACAAGAACUGAUGAAAUAAAUAAAAGUGUACCUAUACAAUGGAACACUAUCCACAAAAAAAAAAAAAAAAAGACACGAAAAUCAACCCAAUCUUCUGUAAUAAUCUGUAUGGGAAAGAAUCUGAAAAAGAAUGAAUAUAUGUAUAUGUAUAUAACUGAUUCACUUUGCUGUAUACCUGAAACUAACACAGCAUUGUAAGUCAACUAUAUUCCAAUAAUUUUUUUAAAAAAAGAAAGGACUAGAACUUUAAAUAAAAAUGUGAAAUAAUAUUUAACAGAAUUUUAAGUAUAAAUGCAAGAUGUACACUCUCUGGAAAAAUAACAUUAAAUUUUCCCACAUGAUACUUCUAAUCAGGAUGCCAACAAGAAAAAAUAAAAUAAUUCAUGAGGAAAUGAGGUUUCUUAGCUAAAGGUUUUGAAAUAGGCUUUGCAAACCAUCAACAUGGUCAUAACUGUGGAUGGACUUUGAAAAUAGCAAUGACAGCUGGUGACCAGAGGCUAUACUAUAUGUGAAUCAAAUUUACAAAACACUUGAAGGUGAAGGUCAUUCUCUUAAGCUAUAUUUGCCUGUGGAAUUACUCCCCAGCAAUAACAUCUUUGAACCCAAAGGAAGGGAAUUGAUCUUAAUCACAAGUGUUGCAUAAUGGUGCCUGCAAAUUAAAUAAUCCACAAGAAAUGUAUUAAGUUUAAGAAAAUUAAACAGAUUGAGUUCUCACUUUCUCUUUGAGCUUGGAAUAUAUAACAUCUUCAGAAACACACAAGUAUCACAUUUAAAUGAACCACAUAAACAUACAAUUAGAUGCAUAUUUUAAAUAUAUACUGUGAGUGGUUAUUGGUUUAGGAAUUUUGGCAUAAUGAAGCAAAAUAAAAGACUGCCCCAAUAUGAUAGGAAAUAUCUUGAUCUUAUUUCUCCCAGGAGCUGAUAGGAGCUGAUAUAUGUGAUAUUUUAGUCAUUCUUUGAAAAAGAUUAUGAAGUUAUAAGAGCUAAUAGGUAUUGAGCACUUGCUGGGUCCAAGCAUAGUGCUGAGUGAUUUACAUAAUAGUGAAUUCCCCGUAACAACUUGACAAGGUAAGUGCUUCUGUUUCCCCAAGUGGUUCAUUUGCCUGCUCAGAGUCCCACAAGUAACAAGAGGUCAAGUGGGCAUUUGAACCCAGGACUGCUGACUUCAGAACUGUUAUCUGUAACCAAGAUGCUGACUGCUCUAAGCUUAGAGUAUAACCUACAGGAGGGAGAUGGAAUAGGACUCAACUAUACAGAGCUACAAGAAAAGCAAUUUAAGAGAAUGGAUUUGGAUAUAAAAACAGGAAAUAAUGAUGUGGAGAGCCUCAGUGGGGAGAAUCUAUGACCUGUAUUUUACUAUUAUAAUUUUAUGCCAGACAGUUCUUUAUUAUUAGAGUUAUUUUUUUAAAAAUCUGCUUAAAGAGUCUGAGAUUAGAUCCCUGAAAAUAGGUGAGAGAGGAG